GACAGGGGUACUGUGGGCCAUUGGAGGAUUUCAUUUGUCCGUCGCAAUAUGGCUAAUUUUACAGUUUGGGUAACGCUUUUCUUUCAUUUGGUUUAUUUUAUAUCCGCUGUUUUUGAGGAUCAGGUUGGGAAAUUUGACUGGAGGCAGCAAUAUAUAGGCAAGGUGCGCUUUGCAUAUUUCGACACCCAGUCCCAGGCGUCCAAAAAGUUGCUUCUUGCCACGGAGAAGAAUAUUAUCGCUUCCCUCAAUUCCAGGACAGGAGACCUCUUCUGGAGACACGUGGACAAAGUCGGACCAGAAGGGAUCAUUGAUGCACUGCUAGUCCAUGGACAGGAUGCGGUGGCGGUCGUUGGAAACGGACGCUUGCUGCGGUCCUGGGAGUCCAACAUCGGGGGUCUGAACUGGGAGAUGGUGCUGGACACUGGCAGUUUCCAGGCAGCUGGCUUCAUCGGGAUGCAGGAAUCUGUGCGGUACAUCGCUGUGGUGAAGAAGACCGCUGUCUCCCUUCACUACCUCUCCAAUGGCCAUCAGAAAUGGGUGGAGAACCUUCCUGAUGGUGAUACCGUGCAGUACCAGGCAGUGUACUCCGGGGGCAGCGGUGAGGUCUAUGUGCUUGGAGUUGUCCCUCAGUCGCACCUUACCACCAUCGAAUACAACAUCGAGGACGGAGAGAUCAUGAAGCAGAGGUCAGUGGAGGCUCCUUGGCUCUCCAGCCUCCAGGCCAGCUGUGUGGUCGUUGGCGCCGGGACCCUCACGUGUGUGGACCCUGGCUCUCAGUCCCUCUACACCCUCCCUCUGCUGUCUGACGAACCUGAGGAGAUGACCCAGGUCCACCUCCAGUCCCUGAAUCUGGACCUGGAUCCGGGUUUCCAGCCGGUCCUGAUCUCCACCCAGCCCAAUCCUGCGCAUCCUCCGCUUUCCCAGUUCUUCCUGAAGCUUGGGCCGGAAUUCCACGCCCUCCUGGAGCUGAGCGACGGAGUCAUCAGACACCUCAGGAACUUCCAGCCGGCUCUCCUGGUCUCUUUCGCAACAACUGGGGAGAAGACUGUAGCUGCUGUUAUGUCAACUGUAAAUGAAACGGCUUGCAGCAUCGGCCUGUUCUCGGCUGACUCCGGGCGGAGGCUUCUGGACACGACUGUGAUCGUUCCCCUGGACCCCAACGGUGGGAGGCCAGAGAAGCUGUAUGUUCAUGCCUUCCUGAAGAAGGAUGACUCUGUGGGCUACAGGGUCCUGGUGCAGAGUGAGGAUCACACGCUCACCUUCUUCCAUCAGCCAGGUCGGGUGGUGUGGUGCCGGGAAGAGGCCCUGGCCGAGGUGGUUACCAUGGAGAUGGUGGACCUGCCACUCACAGGCACACAAGCGGAGCUUGAGGGGGAGUUUGGAAAGAAAGCUGACGGCCUGCUCCCCAUGGUCCUGAAGCGCCUCUCCUCCCAGCUCAUCCUGCUGCAGGCCUGGAUGUCUCACCUGUGGAAGCUCUUCUACGACGCCCGCAAACCCCGCAGCCAGGUGAAGAACGACAUCACCAUCGAGAACCUGGCGCGCGACGAGUUCAACCUGCAGAAGAUGAUGGUCAUGGUGACCGCCUCUGGGAAGCUCUUCGGGAUCGACAGCAGGUCUGGGACGGUGCUGUGGAAACACUUCCUGAGGGACGUCCAGCCCAACGCUGCCUUCAAACUGAUGGUGCAGAGGACCACCGCACACUUCCCACAUCCCCCACAAUGCACCCUGCUCAUCAAGGACAAGGACACUGGGCUGGGGACCCUCCACGUGUUUAAUCCCAUUUUUGGGAAAAAGAGCCACGUCACUCCCCCCGUCCUGGCAAAGCCAGUUCUCCAGUCCCUGUUACUGCCCCUCAUGGACCAGGACUAUGCCAAGGUCCUCCUGCUGAUCGAUGACCAGUACAAGGUGACGGCCUUCCCCUCCACGAAGAACGUGCUGCAGCAGCUGCAGGAGAUGGCCGCCUCCAUCUUCUUCUACCUGGUGGACUCCAACCAGGGCCGCCUUGCCGGCUUCCGGCUCCGCAAGGACCUGUCCACAGAGCUGAUCUGGGAGGUGGUGAUCCCCCCCGAGGUGCAGAGGAUCGUGGAGGUCAAAGGGAAGAGGGCUAACGAGCACGUGCACUCCCAGGGCCGAGUGAUGGGGGACCGCAGCGUGCUCUACAAGUAUCUGAACCCCAACCUGCUGGCCGUGGUGACGGAGAGCACGGACACACACCAGGAGCGCAGCUUUGUGGGAACGUUUCUGAUCGACGGCGUGACGGGCCGGAUCAUCCACGAGGCGGUGCAGAGGAAGGCCCGCGGCCCCGUGCACUGUGUGCACUCUGAGAACUGGAUUGUGUACGUGUACUGGAACACCAAGUCUCGCAGGAACGAGUUCUCCGUGCUGGAGCUGUUCGAAGGGACGGAGCUCUACAACAGCACCGUGUUCAGCUCCCUGGACCGGCCCCAGCUGCCCCAGGUGCUGCAGCAGUCCUACAUCUUCCCCUCCCCCAUCAGCACCCUGGAGGCCACCCUGACCGAGAAGGGCAUCACCAGCCGCCACCUCCUGGUCGGGCUGCCGUCCGGGGCGAUACUCUCCCUGCCCAAGAUGUUCCUGGAUCCGCGCCGGCCUGAGGUCGUGUCUGAGCAAAGCCGUGAAGAGAAUCUUAUACCUUAUGCACCAGAAAUGCCCAUACGCACAGAGUGGUUCAUCAACUACAAUCAGACUGUGUCGAGAGUGAGAGGGAUCCAUACUGCCCCCUCUGGUCUGGAGUCCACAUGCCUGGUGGUGGCCUAUGGCCUGGAUAUUUAUCAGACGCGGGUGUACCCCUCUAAGCAGUUCGACGUGCUGAAGGAUGACUAUGACUACGUGCUGAUCAGCAGCGUGCUGUUUGGCCUCUUCUUUGCCACCAUGAUCACCAAGCGCCUUGCGCAGGUGAAGCUGCUUAACCGGGCCUGGCGGUAAGGUCCGCACCCCUGCGGUCUGCCGACCCAGCCUCCGCCCGUCGUACAUGGACGGCACCCUGUUAGCCACCGGGCGGUGAACUCCAGCUAACCCGCCAACAAGUCAUCCGAUAAGAUUUUGCGAUGUUCGAUGUACACCAGGUGGCGUCACAGGCUGUGAAACGUGACUUUUUUUGUGUGUGUGUGCCGCUGUUUGGACAAAACCCGCGGAAACGCGAAGGAAAAAGACCACUUCAGCCCCGGUUUAAUUGACGUUGGUUUUCGUAGCUUUGUGUGUUUUAGUUUUGGCGUUUAGACUUUCAUCGAUCUGUUAAAUUGUCCGUUUGACUGUGCUUCUCGAGGCGAGCUCACGUUCUGUGCUCCUGUUCCAACGUGAAGUGAAUGAGUAAGCUGUAGAAAUGUCACACACUAAUUAUUUACCCACGUAUAAUGGGUGGAGUCGCGGUCAUGUCAGGAGCAAACCAACAUCUGCAAAGUGAUUCAAGAAAGGUAUACUGUGUGGACAAUCGCAGGACAUUCAAGGACCGCCGCUUUUACAUGUUUGUAAAUUUGUUGAAAAAAAUGUUGUUUUUUGUUUCUCCCCAUCUAUAUUUUGGCUGACUGGCAUGGUCACGUUUGGGGUGCUGUUGGGGUUUGGUGGGAAUGGGGGGGUGGGUAAAUCUGUUUCAGGAAAAAAUUUAAAUGCACACUUGAAUUUCAGCGACUUGAAGACCUAUUCUAUUACACCAUUAAGACAUUUUUAAUUGUACUUUUCCCCCACAAUUUCAGAUUUCAAUGUACUGGUCAAUUGCAUUUUAUAGGUGUUGGUUUGAAAGGAUGGAUCAAAAUAUUUUAUUUUCCUUUUUUUCCAAUUUUUUUUUUUUUUUUACAUAAACCGUGUAAUUUCUCUGAAGUCUUUGAAGCACUGGAUCGGCAUUCUUUUAUUGGGUUUGGCUACUAAUGGUCUUUGUAAAGAAUAUUUAUUAUGUAAAAUGUUAUUUUGAUUAAGGAAACUCUGAUAAAAAGGAUAUGGUAUACUGGCAAUAGUAUACUCUUGUAUAUGCAACUUCUAAUUGGAAAAUGAGAAUUUGUUCCCUGUGCUUGAUUUUUAGUUUCUAUUGAAGGAAAUACUGCUCAAUCCUUAACUCCGCCUGCAUGUCGCGAUUCCCUUCCAAUGUUUAUAACUGAUACGGGACACCGCUACAGCAUUGUUAUUUAAAAUAAAACCAGUAAGGGGAAUAUUGAGCAGUUUAGGAAACGUGAUUUAACUUUUAUUUUUGUUAACAUGGCUGAAUAAAUGUAUAGAUUAAGCACAGAAUUACCAAACAUGUUUUUCUCUCCUUUUCAGAUAUGAAUCGGUUAUAAAAAUUUCCCUUGUUUUAAUUCAAUGGUUCUGAUGAAAAAUAAACAUUGCAAAAACGAAAUCAA
Molecule: messenger RNA, 4349 nt
Organism: Conger conger (European conger)
Lineage: Eukaryota; Metazoa; Chordata; Actinopteri; Anguilliformes; Congridae
Gene: emc1
Product: ER membrane protein complex subunit 1
Exons: 22
Coding region: 49-2943 (964 amino acids)
Biological process (GO): protein folding in endoplasmic reticulum
Cellular component (GO): EMC complex
Source: RefSeq, a predicted model, not a curated record